CUGCCGCGUCCUGACGGACCCGACGCCGUGAGCGCCGUUUUUAUUUUCGGAGAAGACGCGAUUCGAAAGCGCAACUUUCCGAAGUUCGAAAAAGCUUUUCAAACUCAAAACUUUGUCGUUGUGCACUGUGUUAAAUAAGGAAUUUUUCGUGUUUUGUGUAGUUAUAGUGGCUAUGUAGAGGUCUUUACAUAUUGCUGAAUUUAAAACGAUACCUCAUAGACAAAUCAGUAACCAGCAACCCACUCCCGUUUUUUGUUGGUAACUGGGAACCUAUGGAUUUCAUUUGAACCAUGCUCUCAUCUUUCCAAUCACCAGCAGAAGAAAGUAUUACAAAAUGUGUCCAAAAUACAACAAGUACUUUGUGCUCCCAAAAAGUUUCCCUAUCUCUUUCUUGCGUAGACUUGGAGCAAGAAGCGUAUGACUACUACUGCCAGUAUAACUCAACCUCGGACAGUUGGUAUUACUGUACGGGAUGUUCUUCGAAUGUAAGCGACAUCGUCAUAUCCUUUCUAGGCAGCAACGUCAGUGAUUUCGUUGUAAGGGCGUCGCAAGCUCAGUGCCGGUUGAUAAAUAAAAGUGAUGAUAUCCUGUGGACGUGUAGGGAAAAUUUUGUCACGUGGAGUGGUCUACAUUAUGAUUGGAGUUUUUUGUUCGUUGUGGUGUUUAUUAUAGCGGGCGGUUUGGGAAACAUUUUAGUGUGUUUAGCUGUUCUGUUAGACAGACGAUUGCAAAAUGUCACGAACUACUUUUUGCUGUCAUUAGCAAUAGCAGAUUUACUGGUUAGUUUGUUCGUCAUGCCUUUGGGAGCAAUACCAGGAUUUCUAGGAAGUUGGCCUUUUGGGUUCGUCUGGUGUAAUGUUUACGUGACCUGUGACGUUUUGGCCUGUUCAUCUUCAAUAAUGCACAUGUGUUUCAUCAGCCUAGGCCGGUACCUGGGUAUCAGGAAUCCUCUCAAAACCAGACAUAGUACCACAACAAAGACAGUUGUAUUUAAAAUAGCAUUAGUGUGGUUGCUGUCCAUGUUAGUCUCUAGUUCAAUUACAGUAUUAGGUAUAAUAAACCACGAAAAUAUUAUGCCCGAACCAGGUUCUUGCGUCAUCAAUAACAGAGCCUUCUUCGUGUUUGGUUCUCUAAUAGCUUUCUACGUGCCAAUGGUCAUCAUGGUGGUGACGUACGCUUUAACAGUCCAGUUGCUGAGGAAAAAAGCGCGAUUUGCAGCUGAGCAUCCUGAGAACGAUCAAUUUAGGAGGCUCGGUGGAAGGUUUGCUCAAAAACAUGAACGAACGCCGACGAUCUCGGGAACCUUGUGGAGGACGGCAGGAAGCGGUGAAAGAUCUACAAGUAACCUACGACUGAGUUCCUCACAUUCUCAACUUCCAUACGUGAAUGGAGGAAACGGAACAGGACCAGUAUCAACUGAUCGCAGAGACCAAAGUACUCAGACACCUGAAAAUAUUAGUAAGGAAACAAGAAACUGCAAAUUAAGAUCGCUUAAAUUGCAGCUGAAUCAUACUACAUCUAAUUUAACCAAUUUUCGGUUACUGGCAAGUCGAGUAAGACGAAAACAUAUAUCAGCCAACUCUGUAGCCAAUGAACAAAAAGCAUCAAAAGUUUUAGGCAUAGUAUUCUUCACGUUCGUCCUGUGCUGGUCGCCAUUUUUCGUCUUGAAUAUAUUCUUCGCCGUCUGUCCUUUAUGCGAAGUGCCCAAAGAUGUCGUUGUAGUAUGUCUUUGGUUGGGAUAUGUCAGCUCGACGAUCAAUCCAAUCAUCUACACCGUGUUCAACAAGACCUUCAGAGGAGCCUUCAUUAGGUUACUGUUGUGCAGGUGUAAAAGACUUUCACGACCAGUACGUUAUCGUUCCGUGACCGAAAACCGCGGAACAGCUACCAGUCUUUGUACUCCAACGGCUCUACCGCUGGCUAUCAGCUUACAAGGAACCCCCUUGCUCACUCCGGCAUCUACCGAGAGCUCCUACGUCAUCAGGACGCCGUCGUCCAAUUUCUUGAGGGAGGACUCUUACGAGGAUCAUGACUGUUAAGAUAAACGCGAAGGACAUUUUAGUGUUUAUUAAUAGUUACAAUGUCAGACUGUUAAGAAGGGAAAUGUGGGAAACGGGCCAGUCAAGUAUUUUAAUAGUGCAAUAGUUUUGUUCGUUGUUUAAGUGAGAAAAUUUGGCAUCAUUGGAGAAAAUUUAUCUGACUAAUUGUGGGAAUCACACAAUGAAUGGAGAAUGUAAAGUACUAUGUAGAAUGGACACUGAGAAUCUUUUAUAACAAGUUUCUAAAAGAUAAUCCAAAGGUCUCAAAAAUAUAUUUUCAAAGAAAAAGUCAAGUAUAGGUACUUAAAAAAAGAUGUAUAUGAAAUAUGAAAUACAGUGUAAAUUUCGCUAAAAAUGGCACCACAAUAAUUUAGAAACAUUAGAUCUCAACGAAAUAGCAUUGGUCCAUAAAUAUAAAUACUUGGCGCAUGAAAUACAAAUUGCCAGGGACAAUCAAACUGCCGAUCUACAAAGAGAAAUCACCUUAGCAUUGGCCGCAUAUGGAGCUCUAUCAGACAUCUUCAACAUACCAAAUCAUCUGAAAAAGAAGGCGUUCGACUAAUGUUUGCUUCCAGUCAUAACUUCUUCUUCUUCUUCUUCUUCUUCUUCUUCUUCUUUUAUAUAGGCAGUACUGCCUGUUUUUCUUCAACGGUGCCUUUCAUUCUGCCCCUAAGUUGUCAUUCCAUCUUUUCCUUGGGCGUCCUAUACUUCUCCUGCCUAACGGUGACUUGUCCCUGGCUAUUCUUACUAUCCUUGAUUCAGACAUCCUGCUUAUGUGCUCAUUCCACUCUUCCUUUCUGUUCUUUACCCAGGUAUUUAUAUUGUCUACUCCACAUAUGCGUCUGAUUUCCUCACUUCUUACCCUAUCCUGUAGUCCUUUUCCAGCAAUCCUUCUUAAAAUCCUCAUUUCGUUGGUUUCCAGAUGUCUUCGUGUUUUGCUUGUAUCUGGUCUUGUUUCGGCCGUGUAAGUCAUAACUGGCCU
Messenger RNA from Diabrotica virgifera virgifera (western corn rootworm), 3021 nucleotides. It is a transcript of the gene 5-HT2A, whose product is annotated as 5-hydroxytryptamine receptor 2A. Gene Ontology annotation, cellular component: membrane; dendrite. Lineage: Eukaryota; Metazoa; Arthropoda; Insecta; Coleoptera; Chrysomelidae. The coding region runs from base 291 to 2039 and encodes 582 amino acids. Gene Ontology annotation, molecular function: neurotransmitter receptor activity; G protein-coupled serotonin receptor activity; serotonin binding. Gene Ontology annotation, biological process: serotonin receptor signaling pathway; chemical synaptic transmission; G protein-coupled receptor signaling pathway, coupled to cyclic nucleotide second messenger. The record is from RefSeq and is a predicted model, not a curated record. The transcript is spliced from 8 exons.